GAUAGACCAGGUCACAUUUCGAAGUCGCCAGGAGCUGGCCGAUAGCUUCAUGGACGUCACACUUCGCCAGCUACGUGACCUGUCACCUCUUUUAGUCAAUACGUCCGUGCUGAGGCUGGGAAGCGCCUAUGAGGGGACCUACAUUAGCCAGUUAGCCGACUUCGACGCCUUCCUGGAACUGAACGACUCACUGCUGGAGGUGUUCCAGUUGGAGCGUCACGAGGACGGCCACGUAGCGGCUCAUCUGCUCCCGAACGUGUCACAGGGGAUGCUGUCUGAAGAGCUCCAGCAGCUCCUCACUGAAGAUGGCUACCUGGAUGCGCGCCGCGUCAAACGCUGGACGCUGGACGGUCUGGCGCGGGCUGUGGAGCGCGCAGCUGCAGAGUUCCCAGAGCUGACGGUAGCUGUGACAGAGCGACAGAACGUGGUGGGCGUACGGCUGCGUUCGGAGGACGCGGUGGUCAGGGUGGAUUUCUCAGCAAUGAUACGCACUCCGCUCGGUUGGCGCGCGCUGCGCCCGGCGGCACUCCGACCGUGUGGUGUAGAGCUGCGUCCUCGGGACCGGCCAGCACGCUGGCACCUGUUCAGCCGACAGGACCUGAAGUCACCUCCUCCGUCCGACAGCUCGGCGCGCUUGUUCGCGCCCGACCCGCUGACGGUGGAGCAGGAGGUGCUGCAGCGCCUGCCGCUCGUCCGGCGGGCCACCCGACUGCUGAAGAUGGUCGCCGCCGCUCGUCGCUGGGACAUCAGGUUCUCGCUCCAGUCAGUCGUCCUCAAACGGGCGGCUCUGAAGGCAUUUGAUGCCCUCUGUGAUCAGCGUCGGCCCGCACCGACUCUGCUGUCCCUCGUCGUCUCGUCGCUGGAGAUCCUCCAGCGAUCCGUCCAGCGAGGGAUGUUCAGCUGCUUCUGGAUCGAAACUCCACUCAACAGACUUCUGGAAGGCCUCGCCGAAGAUCAAUCGAAGAAACAGCAGCUAGCAGCGGAGCUCAAUGAAUUGGCUCAGAUAUUCUCUGCUGCCAGGGUCGAAGAUAUUCGAUUGCUGUUUCAGAUGACAUGUCAAAAUAGUCCCUUUAGGAACCAUAAAAGCACUUUUGACUAAUUAUUUGGUGUGUAAUUGAUUGUUUAUGCUGAUUUAUACCCGUACAGCUGUAUAUGUGCGCUUUUGUGCUUUUUUAACCUUUGAGCGAUAUCAACUGUUAGUGAUCAUUUCUACACAGGUAUGCUAAAAAAUGAUGUUUAUUUUCGUCUUUCCCAUAAACCAAGAAUCACUGGACACUGACGGUCAUCGAAAUGAAACGAAAGCUGUCGGAAUCAUGACACAGUUGUCUUUCAUAUGAGCAUAAUUUUAUACAGGAGAGUUUCCAUCGUGAUCUUGAAAUACCUGUCAGUGGCGAACCACUUUCUUUUUUAAUCAUUUCGUAAGAAAUCCGUCGCCAUAUGAAGCCAACGCCACACGCACAACUUCGGCUCUUCGUCUGGGGGAAACUGACGCCUCCGGAUAUGCUGUUUGGGUUUCGGGAACAGAUGAUUGUCACUUGAAACUAGACUGGGCUGAAUGGGGGUCGACGGCCUCCACUCCCAGCUUCUUGGUCGUUUUAUGUAUGCCUGCGCGGCAUGGGUUUUAUGACAUAAUGAAGAUUCAAGAAUGAAUUGUUUGGUGUCGUAGUGUGCCCGAACGAACAGUGCUGAUCAAUCGAUGCUCCUCCUAUAAUAAA
Molecule: messenger RNA, 1715 nt
Organism: Amphibalanus amphitrite
Lineage: Eukaryota; Metazoa; Arthropoda; Thecostraca; Balanomorpha; Balanidae
Exons: 2
Coding region: 50-1099 (349 amino acids)
Source: RefSeq, a predicted model, not a curated record